GCUGAAUUCAUGACCAAAGAAAGUAUAUACCAUAAAUCAAGCUCCAGGCGAACUUAAGGAAUUAUCGACUUCUCUUGAAAUGCACUGUCCAGCUUCAAGGAUGUCAACGUUCCUUUUUUGCCUGCUUUUAUUGAAAUAUUUGGUUGGACCCAGUAGCGACAGACAUAAGAAAAGGAUGUACCCUCAGUUGGCUUUUGUUCCUACAACAAGCUUUUCGUGUUUGGAGAAGUCUCCUGGGUAUUACGCUGAUCAUUCGCCCCUUGCAAAAUGUCAGGUUUACCAUGUGUGUGACCACCAAGGACGAAAAUAUACGUACCUUUGCCCGAACCAAACAUUGUUUAAUCAGGCCUUACUGACUUGUGAUCACUGGUUUCACGUAAACUGUUCUAUGACUGAAAUGUUUUACAGAAGAAGCAAUAAAAUCUUAUAUGUAAGUGGCAGUGAAAAUUCCUCAAAGCAACGAGAAGCGGUUAGAAACCUCGUUACCAGACGACUGUAUAAAGAGGGCGCUUUUCGAAGAAGCGGUAUUUCUAAUACACUGGAAACGAACCUGCAUCAUAACCGCUGUACAGGAUGUAUGAAAUACUUCAUCAGGGAUAAAGAUAGUUGUAGACCGUGUGUGUUGCCAAGGUGAUUCGAAAUAAAAUCGUCCUUUCAAUACUGACUAGUUAAAAUUAUGUUGUGCAGGUUUGGCCAAAAUGUCGUUAAAAUUUGUGACAAAAAAGUCUGGCUUUGUAAAGUACUUGUGAACAAAACAGAUAUAUAGCAUUAAAAAUUACUUUAUUUAAUGGAUACCUUCAUUUAGUGAAAGUUUA
Molecule: messenger RNA, 815 nt
Organism: Limulus polyphemus (Atlantic horseshoe crab)
Lineage: Eukaryota; Metazoa; Arthropoda; Merostomata; Xiphosura; Limulidae
Exons: 4
Coding region: 80-634 (184 amino acids)
Cellular component (GO): extracellular region
Molecular function (GO): chitin binding
Source: RefSeq, a predicted model, not a curated record